ACUACAUCGAACAGUGCUGGCUGGAGAGUGGAAGCGUUGUGUUGUGUUUUGUUCGUUGCUCCGCGUUCGUUUAUCAUUCGAUAUUUUACUUGGGAAGUGUACUGCCCAAAUGAAAAUUAAUCACAGUUUGGCGGUAGUGAUCGAUUCGGCGAACUGAUUAUCGUGAUUUUAUGUGACUAGAAGAUAGUUUUUCAGACAAUGUAGAACGUGUAGAUUUCGUGCGCAAGGAUUACAUCACGGUUUGCUGCAGUCGGAAUAGCAGAUUUCAGUUUAUAUGGUCUUGAGUAGUCUCUCGGGAAAACAGUUCGCGCGUUGUGUAGAGUGCAGCAGUAAUCCUCCCGGAAAACGGAAAUGAGCAUGAGGAAAUUAAUGUGGAAAUUUGAUUAACAUAUUCGGGAGCAAGCAGCUCUGGCAGAUGCACCGAAAAUACAAGUGCAAUGAGUGAUUUAUAAAUACGGAAAAUUCAAUGAUAGAUGAAGAAGAUUGUCGGGAGUGUUUAGUUCUGUGAAUAUAAUCAUUUGAAUGUGCAUAAGUCUCGCGAGUAGCACAGAGAACAGAAUCGCAGAAGCUUAUUUCACGUUUCAUUCGGGAUGUGAUUGGAAUUUGUAUACAAAACUCACAUAGUCCAGUCAUGCGAGUAGAAUGUUUUGACGCCAAUUCGGAAGAGUAACGAAAAACCGAAUUAAGAAACUGUUAUAAACAAAAUUGUGAUUUAUAGCGAAGCGGAUUUUUCCGUCGGAGUUUAUCGCGAGGUCUGCAAUCGAUCAUUUUUCUCGGCGAUCGAAUGAACUGAAAACACCCAAACGGCAACAAGGCGAGCUUGUGAUAAUUGAUGAUUUGACAGUUCGCAGCUCCGAGGUAACACAAUCCUUCGCUCGGAAGUCCGGGAGGAAUCGCCCGAGGGGAUUAUUAUUUAUUGAACUCCCUGUUUGCUGGUGCUCCAAAAACGGACGGAGAAACGGCGACAAGGACAAAAGGGAAAUCUGCCAAAAACAAAAGAUCCAUCGUUCUGUGCUGGACGGGGCACAAUACGAAGCAUAAGAAGCGAAAAGAUCGGACCGAGCAGAUCUUCGUUUACCUCGAGAAAGGCCCCGGGAGGGUUGAGUGUGAGUGUAUGUAACAAUAACCGGCACCGAAGCUGAGAACAAUUCUUACCUUCUUCGCCCGGACUUGAAUCGAGGUUUGGCUGCUGCUCCGGUGUCUCGGUGCUGCUCUGCUCACGUUUCGAGUCUAGAGCCUGCCGAAGGAGGAGUACUGCGGAGGAACACAGACGCCCGGGAAAGAUCCAGACAUGGCGCCGAAAUACAGAAAAAAGAAGGCAAAUGCACGCCCCCUACAAUGUUACUGCGAAGGCCACUGCCCGGGAAAUUUACAGAACGGAACCUGCGAGACUCGGCCCGGUGGAUCGUGCUUUGCCACAGUGCAGGAAGUAACCGAUGAGGAAACGGGCCUAACCGUACCGGAAUGGAGCCACGGAUGUAUGCCGCCGGAGCAGAAUGGGGGACUAUUGCAGUGCAAAGUCGGUGUCCAAUCUCCGCAAAUCCACGGCAAAUCGAUCGUCUGCUGCGACACAGAAGACUUCUGCAACAAAGAUCUCCUGCCCGAGUACGUGCCGAAAACAACCACCCCGCCCCCGAUGUCCAACGUGACCGGAGACAACAUCUAUCACACCCUUGCACUGUUUGCAGUCGCCGUGGUUUGUCUGGCGGGUUUUAUAGCGAUCGUUAUCGCCAUCUACGUGUUUUACAAAAAGCGCGAGAAGAGGAAACCUCACUGCCUGAUUGAUUCCUCCUGCAAUCCCAACCUGUCGCCGUUGGCCGAUUUGGUUGAACAAAGCAGUGGAUCCGGAUCGGGGCUACCUCUUCUGGUUCAGCGGACCAUCGCAAAGCAAAUCCAAAUGGUACACUCCGUCGGAAAGGGACGAUACGGUGAGGUCUGGCUAGCCAAAUGGCGUGACGAAAGGGUUGCCGUUAAGAUCUUCCACACCACCGAGGAAGCAUCCUGGUUCCGGGAGACGGAAAUCUACCAGACUGUGCUGAUGAGACACGAGAACAUUCUUGGAUUUAUUGCGGCCGACAUCAAGGGAACUGGCUCGUGGACGCAGAUGUUGCUCAUCACUGACUACCAUGAGUUGGGAAGCUUGUACGACUACCUUCAGAAACGUGUGCUCAAUCCACAUAUGCUUAAGACUUUAGCCCUAUCUCUUGCGUCCGGACUGGCUCAUCUCCAUACAGAAAUUUUUGGCACACCGGGAAAACCAGCCAUCGCUCAUCGGGACAUAAAGAGUAAAAAUAUUCUCGUCAAACGCAAUGGACAAUGUGCGAUUGCUGAUUUUGGCCUCGCGGUUAAAUAUUCCAGCGAAUCAGAUGAAAUCGAAAUUGCCAAGAAUACUCGCGUGGGAACGCGUCGCUACAUGGCACCAGAAGCGCUGAACGAAACCUUGGACACCACAGUCUUCGAGAGCUUCAAGCAAGCCGACAUGUACUCGCUGGGUUUGGUCUUCUGGGAAAUGUCCCGUCGCUGCAUCAGCACCAUCCGCGGAACAAAGAACACAACUUGCGAGGACUACGCUCUGCCGUACCAAGAUGUGGUUCCAUCUGAUCCCAGCUUCGAAGAUAUGUACGCAGUGGUGUGCGGGAAGGGUGUCCGUCCACCCAUUCCACAGCGAUGGCAAGACGAAGAAAUACUCGUAGUAUUGUCCAAGAUGAUGCAGGAAUGCUGGCACCCGAAUCCGGCCGUCCGAUUGACAGCUCUACGGGUGAAGAAGACCCUCGUCAAGCUGGAGACAGACUGUUCGAUUAAGAUAGUUUAAAUGACGAGAUGUAGAGCGAGCGCGUGGUGAACGUCCGACGAUUUUGAAAGGAAUUCGAAUGUUGUAGUACGAGAAUUGAGUGUUUUUAUUUAUUAUAAAAUACUGUUUUAGUUUUCGCGUCUUCUUUAGAUAUAAAAUUUAAACUUAAGUUUUCGACGUGUAGCAAUAAAUAUUAAGCAUCUUGGUCGAAAAACAUUGUUGGAAUAGUAGUGAAAGUGAAAGAUAAUCGAGUUGCCAUAAUGCAUUCAAAUCAAUUCAAGACAAAUAAAAUGAGCAAGUUAAUAAAAUAUAGCAAAAUUUCGUCACUUCUCAAUUUUGAGAAGCUUAUAUUGUAAAUAGAAAUCUCUUGUUUUUUGAUCGAUCGUAAAAAGUACGGUCGCAUUAUCGACUGCAGCAUCCGUUCAAAAGAAAAAAAAAAGAAUUAAACUUGUCCACACCCUGACGGUUUGUAUUAUCUAUUGUUACUAGCUUUAACGUUUUGUGAAGUGAAAAAUGCCAUAUAGUUGUAAUUUAAAGAUUUCACCAAAAUGUGCGAUUGAAAAUAUUGCAAAAUUCGGAAAAACUAUAGCUCAGUGAUUUUAGAUAGCAUACCCCAUGGCCUGCAAGCGCAAGGCCAUUCACGACAAGGAAGUGCCCAGAGAUUAAAAUAUGCCUUAUUUUAAACAUUACAAAAUAUAAGUAGCAAGAACAGCAAGGAGGCCUUACAGUUUUACAUUUGCCCUGGUAGACUUCUUUACAUGCUUUUUCAUUGAACUCACAAGUCCAACAAAAACAAUGAAAAACAAAAAUCCCUUUAUUUUUUUAGAAGGGAUCAUUCUACACUCUAUCAGAAGUGCUUCUGGUUCAGUUUCCUUGCGAUGGAAACUUCCAUGCAAUGCAAUUCUGUAAAAAUACCAUGCAUAAGGGAUAAUCCAUGAUUUAAGUUAUGCAAAAAAAAAAUCAUUUCCACUUCCGCUCAUCUUCCUUUGUACGUUUCUGCAUGUAUCAUUCUGGAAACAAUACCCCGGAAAGCGUGACAUAAUUCAUGGACGUUAUCUUGUAGCAUAUUGUACAUACAAAAUUGCUUUUCUUCUAACUGGGGCAAGACAUUUUUACGAUGCUCUUUUAGUUAUUAACAAGAUUUCACACUGUACUGUGACACGUCAUAAUGUCAACGUUAGCAUUACAAUCGGUGAUCGUUAUUGUCAUCUGUAAAUAGAAAUUAAAAGUAUGGAAGCCUUUAGGAAUAAGAUUUAUGCAAAAACGACGGCAAAAGGUGUUUCUUAUAAAAUUAUUCUGUAUAGAAUACAAUCACCGGCAUGCGAUAUGUGGGGAUUAUUUUUAGACGGUAGUGUUUUUAGAUGAAUGUUUAUGUCGUAUGAUAUGCGAAACGAUGUGUUAUUGUAUUGGAAGUCCGAAAGAACAAUAUGUUGAUAACAAUAAAAAUGCUAUAAAAAUUA
Messenger RNA from Armigeres subalbatus, 4251 nucleotides. RefSeq names its product bone morphogenetic protein receptor type-1B (gene tkv). Lineage: Eukaryota; Metazoa; Arthropoda; Insecta; Diptera; Culicidae. Gene Ontology annotation, biological process: cellular response to growth factor stimulus; BMP signaling pathway; protein phosphorylation. The record is from RefSeq and is a predicted model, not a curated record. Bases 1292 to 2812 code for a protein of 506 amino acids. Gene Ontology annotation, molecular function: SMAD binding; transforming growth factor beta receptor activity, type I; ATP binding. The transcript has 3 exons. Gene Ontology annotation, cellular component: signaling receptor complex; plasma membrane.